AGAUCUCACACAGACUUAAGACCGUAUGAGUGCAGUGAUUGUGGGAAAUCUUUUACCACUACUUCUAUCCUCCGUGCUCACCAGAGAGUUCACACUGCAGAAAGGCCCUAUGAGUGCAGUGAAUGUGGCAAGUCCUUUGUCCGAAGGUAUAGUCUCAAAGUACACAUAAAGGUUCACUCAGGUGAAAGGCCUUAUAAGUGUAAUGAAUGUGAGAAAUCUUUUAAGUGGAAGUCCACAUUGAUUAAACACCAGAGAAUUCACACUGGAGAAAGGCCUUAUGAGUGCAGUGAAUGCGGGAAAUCUUUUAUCUGUAGGACUCACCUCCAUUAUCAUCACAGAAUUCACACUGGAGAAAGGCCUUAUGAGUGCAGUGAAUGUGGCAAGUCCUUUAUCCGAAGAAAUAUCCUCAAAGUACACGUAAAGGUUCACUCAGAUGAAAAGCCUUAUAAGUGUAAUGAAUGUGGGAAAUCUUUGAAGUGUAAGUCAACACUGAUUAAACACCAGAGAAUUCACACAGGAGAAAGGCCUUACGAGUGCAGUGAAUGUGGGAAAUCUUUUGCCACUAGUUCUAGACUUCAUACUGGAGAAAGGCCUUAUGAGUGCAGUGAAUGUGGGAAAUCUUUUACCGCUAAUUCGGCCCUCCAUUAUCACCAGAGAGUUCACACUGGAGAGAGACCUUAUGAGUGCAGUGAGUGUGGCAAGUCCUUUGUCCGAAGAAAUAGCCUGAGUGUGCACCUAAAGGUUCACUCAGGUGAAAAGCCUUAUAAGUGUAAUGAAUGUGGGAAAUCAUUGAAAUGUAAGUCAACAUUCGUUGAACACCAGAGAAUUCACACAGGAGACCGGCCUCAUGAGUGCCGUGAUUGUGGGAAAUCUUUUGCUACUAGAUCUGCCCUUCGUUCUCACCAGAGAGUUCACACUGGAGAACGGCCUUAUGAAUGCAGUGACUGUGGGAAGUCUUUUACCACUACUUCUCACCUUCGUUCUCACAAGAGAGUUCACAAUAGUGAAAGGCCUUAUGAAUGCAGUGAAUGUGGCAAGUCCUUUUGCCGAAGGAAUAGUCUCAAUGUACACAUCAAGGUUCACUCGGGUGAAAGGCCUUACAAAUGUAAUGUAUGUGGGAAAUCUUUGAACUAUAAGUCGACGUUCAUACAACACCAGAGAAUUCACACAGGAGAAAAGCCUUAUCUGUGCAGUGAAUGUGGGAAAUCUUUUAGUUAUAGCCGCGCCCUCCGGUAUCAUCGUCAAAGUCACCUUGCAGUAAGUCCUUAUGAUUGUAGUGAUUGUGGGAAAUCUUUUACUUGUAGUUCUUACCUCCGUGAUCACCAGAGAGUUCACACUGGAGAAAGGCCUUAUAAAUGCAAUCACUGUGGAAAAACUUUCACUUCUCGUUCCCUCCUCCGUUCUCACCAGAGACUUCACACUGGAAAAAGGCCUUAUGAGUGCAGUGAAUGUGGCAAGUCCUUCUUCCAAAGAAAUACCCUGAAUGUACACAUAAAGGUUCACUCAGGUGAAAAGCCUUAUAAGUGUAAUGAAUGUGGGAAAUUGUUGAAGUACAAGUCGACAUUCAUUCAACACCAGAGAAUUCACACCGGAGAAAGGCCUUAUGAGUGCAGUGAAU
Neomonachus schauinslandi (Hawaiian monk seal) is the source of this 1618-nucleotide messenger RNA. Its product is annotated as zinc finger protein 658B-like. Gene Ontology annotation, molecular function: DNA-binding transcription repressor activity, RNA polymerase II-specific. NCBI's taxonomy places the organism in Eukaryota, Metazoa, Chordata, Mammalia, Carnivora, Phocidae. Gene Ontology annotation, biological process: negative regulation of transcription by RNA polymerase II. The record is from RefSeq and is a predicted model, not a curated record. The transcript has 2 exons. The annotation marks the transcript as partial.